AUGACUGUUGAAGACGAAGUCUAUACGAGGCUCUCAACACUGGCUAAAAGGAUUGCCAGUCUCGACGACGUCAAAGCUCUCUGGACAGACCCAGAACUCACCCCAUCCCUCUGUCUCCCAUGCCCAGGAGAUGGCCCGCCGAUGCUGCCGCAGCUUCUGGUCACUGCUGCCGAGGUCUUCGGCAUCGCACGCUGGCUUGAUGCCAGGUUCAAGCAGUCCUCGACCAGAGCCACUGUAAUGUCGGCGAGCGUGCUCUUGGGCAACUCCAGUGCCUUCCACAAGCAGCUGAAAGGAGAGGAUCUCGACUUUGAUUGCCAGUACCCAGAGUGGCUGCUGGCCAAUGAGUGUGUGGACUGGCUCCACAAGGACCGUAUAUGCCCAGUUGUGACCUACCUCCAGCUCCUCGUCCGGAGGACUUCCCCCCAGGACUGGAUGCACGAUGAGGCGCUGCACUUUGCACGUGACUGGGCAGUGCAGGAGGCAGGUGAGCAGAUGGCCUUUGUGGUCAUGGCUGUGAUGAUGAGCAGACAUGUUGCGAGGAUGCAGCAGCAGCGGCUGGCUGAGGCCUCUGACAGGGCGCACACGAGGUCGAAAUCACACUCGCAUGUAGGUGACAUCUUACACGCCCUGGCCCAUUGGGGCCAUUCGCCCUCCAACUGCACCAAUCUGGGGCAAGCCCAUGGCUACGAUCACAUCCAAGAGUCUUUGUCCGAAUCCUUCACUCUCGAUGACCCAGACAAUGUCUACGUCGUGCAGGAGGCGGUCAAAAGGCUGGAGAAGAUGAGAUUGCUAUAUGCAGAGCUGCUCAGCCAGAACGAUGCCCACACAUGCGCCAUGGCUUCUGCUCGGUCGGCAGCAAGCCAACCAGAAAUCGCGAACGUCCUAAGCGAGCUUGGUGUAGACUCCAUACUCCAAGGGCGCAACGAGCUUGUGGCAGCUAUUCAAUUUUGGAAGGACUUCAUCAUGGGAAAGAUGAAUAUGACGAGACUCAUGGAGAUGAGUCUACAGGCGGUCCCAAAUGGGCAGGCGACUGUCUCAUAA
Molecule: messenger RNA, 1041 nt
Organism: Laetiporus sulphureus 93-53
Lineage: Eukaryota; Fungi; Basidiomycota; Agaricomycetes; Polyporales; Laetiporaceae
Exons: 1
Coding region: 1-1041 (346 amino acids)
Source: RefSeq, a predicted model, not a curated record